AUGGCCACCUUCGUGGAACUCAGUACCAAAGCCAAGAUGCCCAUCGUGGGCCUGGGCACCUGGAAGUCUCCACCGGGCAAAGUCAAGGAAGCUGUGAAGGCCGCCAUUGAUGCUGGGUACCGCCACAUUGACUGCGCCUAUGCCUAUCAAAAUGAGAAUGAAGUGGGAGAAGCCAUCCAAGAGAAGAUCAAGGAGAAGGCCGUGAAGCGGGAGGAUCUCUUCAUUGUCAGCAAGCUGUGGCCCACCUUCUUUGAGAAAAGCCUGGUGAAGAAAUGCUUUCAGAAAACCCUCUCGGAUCUGAAACUGGACUACCUGGACCUGUAUCUAGUUCACUGGCCACAGGGAUUCCAGGCUGGGAAUGAGAUUUUCCCCACAGAUAAAAAUGGCAAACUUCUCAUGAGUAAAUCCACAUUCUUGGAUGCCUGGGAGGCUAUGGAGGAACUAGUGGACCAGGGGCUGGUGAAAGCCCUGGGCAUCUCCAACUUCAACCACUUGCAGAUUGAGAGGCUCCUGAGCAAGCCUGGACUGAAACACAAGCCAGUGACCAAUCAGAUUGAGUGCCAUCCAUAUCUCACCCAGGAGAAACUGAUCCAGUACUGUCACUCCAAGGGCAUUGGCAUCACAGCUUACAGUCCCCUGGGCUCCCCAGACAGACCUCAUGCCAAGCCAGACGACCCUGUAGUAUUGGAGAUUCCUAAGAUUAAGGAGAUUGCUGCAAAGCACAAGAAAACUGCAGCCCAGGUUCUGAUUCGGUUCCAUAUCCAAAGGAAUGUGGUGGUGAUCCCCAAGUCUGUGACACCUUCCCGCAUACGUGAGAACUUUGAGGUCUUUGACUUCCAGCUGAGUGAUGAGGAGAUGGCCACCAUUCUCAGCUUCAACAAAAACUGGAGGGCCUGUGGCGUGUUUGCCGCAAUUAACGAAGAGGACUAUCCUUUCCACGAGGAAUACUGA
This is a messenger RNA of Microtus ochrogaster (prairie vole), 951 nucleotides long. Its product is annotated as aldo-keto reductase family 1 member B7. Lineage: Eukaryota; Metazoa; Chordata; Mammalia; Rodentia; Cricetidae. Gene Ontology annotation, molecular function: oxidoreductase activity. The record is from RefSeq and is a predicted model, not a curated record.